AAGAUCGCACGGAGCAAAUGGAGCAGCGAAGAUUGCAAGGAGCGAUGAAGGAGCAAUAAUGGCGAAAACGAUGGAGAAGCAAAGAUCUACAUGAGCAGCAAAGGUGAUAGUGGCGAAGAUGGCUGCAUUACAAAUCGGGAAGUCCCCAAUGUUGAAACUCUAGAUCCGACUAUGAAGAUUUCAGCAGAGAAGGGAAGGGUUGCAGAUUUAAGAGGCUUAAGUGAAAUGAACGGCUCUCAGCCCUCUUCCUCUUCCCACUCUGAAUCUUCUUCUCCCCCUGUCACUCCUUUGAUUCGCCGUCCCUCUCACCAGUCUAGCUCUCAGGCCCGGGAAAUAGUUGCCCAGGAGCCUGUCCCUUUGAACCAAAUGCUCGGUCGCUUCGAUCUUAAGGUCCUCAGCUGGGACCAGUGGGAAGAGCGAUUGGGAUCGCUGGGUUACCUAGCCCUUGACUCCGGACCGGUCUUCAAGGAGUCCUCUAGGGUAACCAAAAAGGUCCUGGCCGAGGUACGCUCUGUCCUUCCACCGGGCUAUAAAGUCAUUUCUAACACCACCUGGCCCAACAUCAUAGAACCCCACCAAGGAAACCGGUUGGGUUUUCACGUUGCUUCGCUAGAGGGGGGCAUUAUCUUUCCCCUUCGCCCCCUCCUCGUAGAAAUCUGUAACAAGUUCAAUAUCUUGCCCGGCCAGCUUACUCCAAAUGCUCACCGGUUUUUGAAUUGUUUUGUAAAUAUUUGUGAAUCUCUAAAAAUCAAACCUUCUUUGGACCUCUUCUUUCAUAUGUAUGAUGUCUUGCCCGGGACUAGUAAUUGCCCGGGCUUUGUUUACUUCCAUUCCCGUGCCAACUCUAGGGGUUUUUUGACCGGUCUUCCCCCUAGCCACAAGAAAUGGAAGCAAAGAUUUGUUUUCGUUGAGUUUCCCCCUGACCAAUUUCCCCUCUCUAACCGUGAGUGGGCUGACCGGGUUAUAAAACCUGAAAGGGUUCACCCGGUGCCCACUAAAGAGCUUGAGGACGCUUGCGAGAAACUUCUCAAGGGUGAUCCUGUGACCGGGAAACCUUAUGCUUAUGGGGGCUGGGUGUACCGGUUGUCCAACCCGGAUGAGGGUAUGUCUGCGACCCAUGACGCAGAAGAUGACCGGGCCAACUCCCCGGAUGGUCAUGCUGAGGGCAGUUCUCCUCAUCCAGACAUGGAAUUCAACAGGAUGACCACCAUCAUCGAAGAUGACGACGAUGAUAUUCAAGAGCUGAAAUCUCCUCCAGCCAGCCAUCAUUCCGAGAGUGACCGGGCCAAUCCCCCCAAAGUCCUGGUCAAAUCAAGUGCUAAAGAGGUCGGUGCAUCUUUUUCUUCAAAAGGCAAGGACCAAAAAAGGAAGAGCUCUCAUAAGAGUUCCAGGGGAGGCAAGAAGAGGAAGAUCAGUUUAUCAGAUAGGGAGGGGGAAUCCAUCGAAGAAACCUUCCUAUCCCUGGCCAAAAAACUCAGCAAGGCCGGGGUCAUUUCAGAGGAGAUUGGCCAAACACUUUUGGAGCCAAAGGACCAGGUCUCCCAACCUAAUCUCCUCCUUGAUUCUGCUAAGUUGGAGAUUAAUGACCGGGCAGAAAGGGAGAGGAGGCUUGAGGAAGAGCUGAAGGAAGAGAGGGCCAGGUUAGAUGAGGAAAAAGCCAAGUUGAUGGAGGAGAAGAGGAAAGUGGCCGAGCUAGAGGAAGCUUUAGGACAGGCUGAGGAAUCCCCCCGGGCAAAGGAGCAAUCCUUUCCUGAUGAUGCUGCCAACUGGGCCGCCUGCCAUCAUGAUGAAGUAGCCCGGUCCAUCCUCACCAAACCGGAGGAGACCAUGGACUUCUUCAAAGUCAUGUACAAGGAGCCGGAAGGGAAGAGGAUGAUCACUGACAUUGGAUCUUACGGGUUCCAAUGCGGUCAAAAGGAAGAGAGGUCCCUUCUUUAUGCCAGACUUCAGAAGAGGGUCCCUUCCUUUGACCCGGUCAAGAUGAAACUCCCAGCUUUGAAUGAGGAAGUGCCAACUCCCCCCUUUCCCCUUGAAUAGGUUAGGGUUUGAUUUUGAAGAACUCUGAAUUUCCCAAGGUCUGGGGGAUGUCCGGCCUAAUAUUUGACUUGUAAUUUCAUCUCUUCUUGGCACGCUUUUAUCUUUACCGGUCUCUUUGCUUUACUCUUUGAAUGGUUGAAUUUCCUUUCUUGCAUGGCUGAAAUUCUUGCCUGGUUGUUUUACCCGGUUGAAUUUAAAAGUUGCUUGGUUUGAAGAAUGUCCAGGUCUAAUUGGCUUGCUAAAACUUUAAGAAUCAUUUGAAGAAUGUCCAGGUCUAAUUGGCUUGGUUGACAAUUUCCCAGAACAUGCUUGCUUCCAAGUCAAUAUAAGUAACUGGCAUAG
Cuscuta campestris is the source of this 2379-nucleotide messenger RNA. NCBI's taxonomy places the organism in Eukaryota, Viridiplantae, Streptophyta, Magnoliopsida, Solanales, Convolvulaceae. The record is from the annotation of a GenBank genome assembly.